ACAAUGCUGGAAGGGCUUGUCACGCAUCGCGUGUGGAUACUUGUGUCGCUGCGUGUGCUGUGGUCUCCUAUCCUUCUGUUGUCCACGAGCAUCUCUUGUAUUCGAGGAUGACAUUUCGGAGUGGCGUCAGUAGCAGCGCCAGUGUCGUGGGCCCUCCCCAGUCCCUUUCAUUGGCGGAUGAGGUGUACAACCUGUCGUUGAAGCUGGCAGAGCUGCGGUGGCAGUCGGCGGGCAAGGUCGACGCCUUGCGAUGUGUGGCGCAGGGUGUUCCCGAGCUUCAGCAGGCGUUCAGGCCGCUGCAUGCUGCGGUGGAAGCGGGCUUAGCCGAAUGCCACCAAGCUAAUCUAGCGGUGAGCUACCUACAUGACUUGUGCCGCGAGAUGGGAAUGUUUUGUUUCCGCAAGCAGCAAAUAGGGGUACUAGUGCCACUAGAGUACGACCAUGAUUUGCCGGUGUGUUCGGUGUGUGCCGUGACUCAGGCGGUUUUCGGCCGACGAGCAGCGACUCCGCGCGGAUUGCUUGGCGCCCUUCCUCUCGGCGAGAACGGGCGCGGUGCUGUCGGCGUCGGCGGGAGGGAACAGGGUGGGGGCGGGGUUGGGGGCCGGACCGCAGCGGCGGCGCGGCAUCUAGCCGCGGCGCUGUCGGCGCUCGACGGAGACGUGCGCGCGGCGGCGCUGCUGGCAGAGCAGGGCGAUAGCUUGAGGUGGGCGGGGUGGAAACCAGCGACGGCGAGCGCACCCGCUGCGCAGCCUCCCCUGGCCUCUGCCCUGGCCCUCUCUCGUCCGGAGCGUGCCGCACCGCCGAGCUCUGCCGCCGCUGGCGGAGGCGGUAGCGGCGACCGCAGCCCGGCUGGGAGCUGCAGCAGCAAGGAGACCGGAGAAGGGUACGACGGCGACCCCCGCGAGGACUGGGCCAUGAGAGUGUUCCGCGCACGCGGUGGCGUAAGCUGUACCAAUCCCCGCACAGCCCCCCCCGCCGCCGCCGCCUACGCUCCCGCUGGUGCCGGCGCUCGGCCGUCCUCCAGCCUGGUCGUAGUCAAGGCCCUGAGGACAAAUUUGCCGACGGUCCCCUGGCCGCCAGCACCAGCGGCCUCGGACAACGGCGCCACCCCUACGGCAAGCGAUCGCGGAGGCCGGGGAGGAGGGCCGUCGGCGGUAGUACCGGCGGGAAGGGGCGGCGCUUGGCGCGGCCCGCUGUCUUGGCUGACCGGGGGUCGCCGAGCCGCUGCCGCGGCGCCCGACGAGUCGGCACCUCGCGCGGUCGCCCGGCCGCCGGCACCGUCGCUCCCGCGCCCCCCAAGAGUGGUCGUGCGGGUUGUCUACUCUGCCCUCGCGCCAGACAUGCUGCGGCUUGUGACGGAGUCGGAUCAGCGAGGGGUCGCACCGAAAGCUGCUGCCGUCGAUGCCGAUGUCGGCCGAGACACCGGGGCGGCGCAAAGAGGUCAGGACGGCCUGGGCCUCGACGAGGCUAGGAGCGGUAGCAGCGCCUCGGUGGAGCUACUUCGGAGUGAGGUUCGGGUUCGACACGUUGGCUUGGUGGGCGCCGCAUGCGCUGGGGCUGGGGAAGGGGAGAGGGCACCCCGUGCUGCUGGCGAUGAGGAGUUUGAGCCGGGGCCGGAGUCGUGCCCCGUUAUGCAGCUGCAGAACAUCCACGGAGUUGUCGGGGAACGGCGCCGCGGCAGGCGGGACUGUCGCGGUGGCGAGAGUCCCACGGGCGGUGGCCGAAGCAGCGGGGUCGGAGAGGAAGUGGGCGGAAGCGCUCGGGGAGACUCUACCACCGGCGGGUGUGGUGCUUCGGGCCUUGGUGCCCGUGGUAACGCUCGAGGGGAUCGAGCCAAAGACAUUGUUCCUUCGGAAUGGGGGGAUGCGCCGGUGGGGCUCUGUCCGCCGGAAGCUUCCGCAGAGAGGGGGUGUAAGCUCAAAGUUGGAACAGCCCACCUUCUGGGGGUCAACAUUGCUCUCCCUGCGGCUCCAGCGCCUCGGCUUGGCCCCCACCAUCACCCACGGCCACGGCGGUGGCGCGAUGCCACUCUCGAAAUGGCGUCGGACACACUACCUCCGCCUCGCAAUAGUAGCCCAUACGGAACCGCAGACGCCACAACCACAUCCCCAAUGCCGGUAUCACCAAGCGGAUCAGGGUCUGACUACGGCGAGGGUGGCAUAGCGGGGGAGGGAGGCCGCGUGCGGCGGGGCGUCGACUCCCGGCGUUGGUGGACCGGCUCGGUGCAAGAGGACGAAGGACGCCGAUCGUCUAGCGGCAAGAAGCGGCCGAGGCCCGAGCCCGUCGAAGAAGCGGUGGUGGCUGUUCCAGCGGAUCGACGAGGUGGCGGUGCCCGGGGCGACGAGGUAGAGGUGGGCCCUCGACGGGUUGGAGAGGGAAGGAGGCGUGAGGCGACGGCGGCGGCGACCCGCGCCGAUGCCACCACCGGCGAACGCCACCCGUGCCCCCCCGGUGGUGGUAGUGAUGCGCCAGGCGACGAAGAGAGAAAGGAAGAGGCAGAAAGAGCCAACAAGAGGAGGAAGAAGGCCGGGUGGGGCUGGGGGCUUCUCCGCCUUUGGAAUAGAUCAGGACAGCGCCACGACGACGAUGACCACCACCACGUUGGCGCCGCUUGCCCCGGUGCUGAUGGAACCUCGACCGCCGUGCCUCCCCGAGACCGACGGCAGGAAACCCGGCAGUCAUCCGCGAAAGCUAGCUGCGCCAGAACAGCCGAGAGACGCAGCGACGAGCAGCGGGACCAGGAGUGCCACGAGGUCGAGCACGGCUACGGUGAUGGACUACUGGGGAGCGCCCGCGCGGACCGGGGGUGGGUCAGAGAUAUCUCGCGCGAUCGGGGCAGGGACAGGGCUCCUGCUGCUGCUCCGCCGAGGAGGUCACCAUUGGUCAUCACCGUCGUCCUAGCACCGCCGCCACCACCGCCGCCGCCGCCGCCGCCGAUGUCGCCUUCGUAGUGCCUGUCGCCGUUCGUCGGCCGCAUCUGCCCACGCAGCCGGUUUUCAUGUUGUUGCGUUGCCAUGCAUUCUGGGGUUAUAUUCCUCGGCCCUUCGGUUCCGCCGCGCCGACUUUUGACGCAGCUGUCGAGCGUUGCCUGCUCGCCGGAAGUGUGCCGACUACUGCUGUAUCGAUGCGGAGAGUCUCGUCGGAGAACCGCCGCCCCGGGCGGAAAGAACGAGACGCGGGGUGCGCUGCCUGCGGAGCUGAGAAACUCACAACGUCUGGAAGAACGGCGUCCUCGGACAAUGGUUGUGAACGAAAUAGCUCUCUCGCUCUGUGCUCGUGCAGAUAUCUCUCAGCCUGCUCAGGGGGCCUACGGCCAGCGUUGGUAGGCACGAUGGGGCAGGUUUUCUUCCACGAACGGGCAACGUUGGGGGAUGGGAGAGUGCACGAUGUGGACGGAGAACCCGUCGGUGGCUCGCAACACGGAGGGGGGUGCCUGCGGCGGCGGAAUAUCUGUGAAUACCGUCUUCAUGUGAUGCUCAAGUCAAGGCCAUCGCGGUAGCAGCUAUAUCAGGAGUGUUGGUAUAUGAAGGUGUCAUAUGGUCUGUUGCCGG
Molecule: messenger RNA, 3551 nt
Organism: Ectocarpus sp. CCAP 1310/34
Lineage: Eukaryota; Phaeophyceae; Ectocarpales; Ectocarpaceae
Source: the annotation of a GenBank genome assembly